AUGUACAACCUCUCGACCGGCCGGAGCGGAAGGAGGCAGUUCUGGGAGGAACGGUUUGUUGACGAGGGAGCGGUUGAUCCAGAGUUCGCCAACGAACAGGAGGCAUACGACUACUACGAGGAAGCCUUAUAUAACGACGACGAGGCUAUAUAUAGCGACCCCGAAGCCUACCUAGCCGACCAGGACGAGGACAAUCCCGAGUUCGAAUCCGUUGCGCAGCUUGACACUCGGGCCGCUAUGUAA
Penicillium cataractarum is the source of this 243-nucleotide messenger RNA. RefSeq lists its product as uncharacterized. The transcript is spliced from 2 exons. The coding region runs from base 1 to 243 and encodes 80 amino acids. The record is from RefSeq and is a predicted model, not a curated record. Lineage: Eukaryota; Fungi; Ascomycota; Eurotiomycetes; Eurotiales; Aspergillaceae.